Coregonus sp. 'balchen' is the source of this 3791-nucleotide messenger RNA. The record is from the annotation of a GenBank genome assembly. Lineage: Eukaryota; Metazoa; Chordata; Actinopteri; Salmoniformes; Salmonidae.
CACGUGUUUUACAAAGAAAUAAUUUUGAGGCGUUUGCAUCUUGGCUUUGUAGUUAGCCAGGCAGUUUAUUGUUUUAGGAAGAACUGUCUACAUUAUUGAUUUUUACUUUGAAAGUUGUCACUAUGUCAUCGUUUAGAAAGGCAUUGAAGUCCCAACAAAAAAAUCACAAAGAAAGAUCCCAGGUAAGGAUGAGAUAGUUGUUGCGUUAGCUAGCUACUACCGCUAGCUUCGUAACGUUAGUUUUCCAGGUAGCAAUGCUAUUGUUGUUUGUUCAGCUACAAAUGUGUAAAGUAUUGACUGGUGUGAUUGGUAGUUGUUGACAUGUAGGAUUAUGUUGCUAACUAGCUAAUGACAAUGUGCAUUUGGUACUGCAAUAACUAACGUUAUAGCUAACUAAUAAUCUGUUUCAUUUUGUGUCACAGCCUGGUUUCAGAAAACAUCUGGGACAUCUUGAAAAGAAAAAGGACUACAAACUUCGUGCAGAGUAAGUCCAUCUAAUUCAUGGAUAUUCAAAUAACACGUAUUCACCUUUGCUGAACUGUCACAUGAGCUACACUAGCGGGUCCACAUUCAGGUUUGAUUUGGUUGCCGAUUUUAUGCGCUUUGUUCUGACAUUUUCAGUGACUAUCACAAGAAACAGAACACCCUUGCUGCUUUGCGUAAAAAAGCCUUGGACAAGAACCCUGAUGAGUUCUAUUUCAAGAUGGUUAGCUCUCAGCUGAAGGUGAGUCACCACUUUUGGCAUGUUGCUUAGCCUGGUCCCAAUCUGUGCUGUCUUGUCAACUCCUCUGGUCAUUGUCUAGCCAAACACAAUGGAGCAAGACCGCACAGAUCUGGGACCAGAUUAUACAAGAGUAGCCUGGUUCCAGAUCUGUUUGUGCGCUUGUCAACUUCAUUGCUCAUUGUCAAGUGUGAUAAUCAGUUCGUAUAAUGGCACAAACAGACGGGCACUGAGGCUAAUACAAGAGCUAGCCUACAUAUGGUCAUUUCAAGUUUGACUGUUUUACCAUGUCCAUUUUUUAUCCUUGCUGGUAUGAGAAUGAAAGUAAAAUAUGAUAGACUAAUGGUUGUGCCAUUUCUGUCUGAUAAUAAAAUUCCCUCUCAUCUCUGGACCUAUUGUGUUCUGAAAGGAUGGAGUGCAUGUGGCGAAUAAGGCUAAAGGAACAGAGGAGGAGAAUACAGAGGAACAGAGGAAGGUGAUGAGGACACAGGACAUCAGAUAUGUAGAGAUGAAGCGAGUGGCUGAGGGCAAGGUAAGAGCUCAGUGUGGUGCCUUGUAAACUGGAAUAAACUGUUCCUUAUGUUCUUGAAUGGCCUUAUUUCCAUUUUAGCUGUAUGAAUAGAUAAAUGAAUGGGCUGUGAAUAUGUACAGUGUGAAAUUGUGAGGGAAUCUAUGCCAGUCAGCACAAAUAAGAGCCUAUGAAAAGCAAUUUAACAACAUCAACUGUUUUGUUUUCAUUUAUCCUGUGGAGUGCAACGUGCAGACUCAGUUGUCUUCUUGUACUCCCUCCGUUCAAUCACUGAAGUUGUCAAUGGUGGUAUACAGUGGUGGUGAAAGUGCAGGCUUAAGUGUUUUUUGAAUUGCCUUCAGAAAAUUGAGAGGUUGAAAUCGGAACUCCAUCUCUUGGACGCUGACGGCAAACAGAAAAACGGGCACACCUUCUUCAUGGACUCAAAGCAAGAAGGUAGAGGAAUACAUUAAUACAAACACCAAGCAAAGUAUAUACACACUGGGCGGUGUUAUUUUGUAGUAUUGCAUUGCUUUGGAUAUUUCAUACAGAAGGCCAUUAACUCCCACUUUCAUCAUACAUUUGACAUUCUUGUACACCUAGGAAUCAGGGCCCAUAUUCAUAAAGCGUCUAAGAGUAGGAGUGGCAAUCUAGGAUCAGGUCCCACUGUUCAUGUAAUGUAAUUCAUUACGAUGUAAAACUGAUCCUAGAUCAGCACUCUCAAUCUGAGACGCUUUAUGAAUAUAGGCCCAAUUAUUUUGAAGUUAAAGGAAAAAUGUCUGAUCUAGCGGCUGUAUUUCUGCCUGCUUGGACGGCAAAUAACUCAGAUACACAUGAAAACAUGAAAUUACCAAUAGAAUCGAUAGAACAUCGCUCAGAGAUGCACAAAUACGAUAUAACAUUCAAAAUGGGUGAAUCUUUCCUUUAUCUGACGACUGUUUUUAAAGACCAUCUGUAACUGACAGCCCUGAUAUCUCCUGGUUUUGUGUUCCACUACAGUAGCAGACUUUGACCUGGCCAGCCACCUGGACACAGCUCCUGAGCUGGUGGACAGAGUGUACAACCGGCCCACCCUCCAUACGCUGGAGAGCAAGACCAUCCAGGGCACCGUGGAGCCUCUCAGUAUAAAGGUCAGUCAGGACAGACCCUGUCCCUGUGUAGCCUAAUAGCCACACUGUUCCUCAACACUGGGUACAUUCGUUUUAGCUCGCCCAGGGUACUGGGUGGGUGGAGUUUGCACAUUUUAGACCAUUCCAUUCUCUCAUUCAAGGUGAUAAAGGUAACGUCCUCAACAUAGGAAUGACUAAUAUCAAUAUUCAGACUAUGGUGUCACUGCAGAAUAAUAAAAAGGAAGGUUCUAAGUAACAUCAUACCAACGUUUGCAGUAUGUUGACCACAGCCCCAUAUUGCACCUAGCAAAGGACUUCCACCACCUUCGGAACAGGUGUUGGGUUAAGAAUAAAAUUAUUGAAUUUGUGUUUAAAUGUCAAUGCCCCUGUGUUUUAAAUCAUAUUUGUUCACAUUUGUGUGAAUUUAAGAUUUUCACUUAUGAUAAUGCUAUACUUGCCCUAGACAUAGCUAGUGAUGGUGUGUGGUUAUUCAACUCUCUACACAGUAUUUCUCUGUGACAUGUAUUGAUGGUUGUGUAUGUUUUCUUCUCUGCAGAAGUUGGCCAAACAGAGGAGGCACCAGUAUAAGAUUCUGUCCCAGCGGAUUGACAGGGAGAAGAAGAUGUUUGUCAUUGGCCAGAAGAUCCAGACCCGCAAAGACCUACACGUGAGUAGGAGCCUAGGAGAUGACUACAAGCUACAUAAGCUUAAUGAUUCGCAAUGCUUAAGACGGUGGUUGGGAAAGACAUGGAUUUUCCCAUGAUAAUUGUAUUGAUGGGGUAUUUCUAGGUGCUUCACAUGUUAGCAAAGCCAAAGGUACAUUUCCCCCUUCUGGUGGACAAGUUGUGCGUAAUUCUUUUAAACUGUGUUCUGUUCUAUUCCAUCCGAUUCUAUCCACUGUCCAAAAGGGGCAUCUACUUCUAGAAAGAACAGCCUGCUUGUUAACUAUAUAGGAGGUUUCUUUGAUCCUCAUUGUGGUUGUGUGUCUCCCACAGAAUAAGAUGACACAUUAAAUAAUAGAAUGUUAAACAGUAUUACCAUCUCUAUGGUGUCUCCUCUCUGUCCAGGAUAAGAACAAGAAGGUGAAGGUGAGCAAAGAGACGGUCAAUGCCGCUGCCGUCUACAAGUUUGAAGCUAAGAGGAAGCGCUGAGAAAGAUAAACCCCUUUGAACAGGAAACGCAUCAUCAACCAGACAUUUCUGUGGCCUGUUAUACAAUCACCAGUCGGUCUCCAUCGGACAGUAAUGUGGACAUUGCGCAAUUCAUGUGGAUAUGGACAAGUGAAAUGGUCAAGGAAUACCCUCUCAAUUGUUGUUGGAGGCAUAGAUUGAUCUCUAUGGUUGCAGCAAUGCAGAGUUUUUGUACAUAUUUAUCAAAGGAUAUAAGUUUGAUUAUUGUAUGAAUAAAUUGUUUUGAGACAUUUCUAAAGCCUCAUUCUGGUGUAUAUAUAUGU